CAUCAGAUUUGCUAAUAAGCCGUCUGGUCAGCGCCAAACGUGUCUUUUCCCUCUGAUGAAGAGCUGAAGCCAUUUCAGGCCCUUCUCUGCUACCACGUCACCACUCGCCGGCCUAUCCAGUGCAUGGUUCUAUUUAAACCACCAGUACUUCCAUCGUACCGACAUGUCUGUCCCUUCCUGUACUCUUCUUCUCCCAGUUCUCAUCUGCCGCGGCUCUAGAGGGAUCAGCUAGAGAUGGUGAUGAUGGGGCAGCUGGGGAGGUUCGUGGACGGCAUCAAGUCCAAGCUGCGGGCCGGCGGCGGCGGGAAGAGCAGAAAGGCGGCGGCAGCGGCAGCGGCGUACGACAAGAUGGGAAAGACGGACAGCAUGAGGGUGGAGAUCAAGAGCCGGCAGGCGCAGAAGCUCAUCGCCAAGAACCUCGUCGCCGCAGACUCCAUCGGCCGAAGGAGCAGGAACAAGCGCUUCUUCCUCGCCUUCUGAGAGUUCUGAUCAGAACUUCAGAAGGCCAACUUAACCUGUAAGCUUGCUCUAAGUAAAGCGUUAGCAUAGUUGUUACCAAGUGGUUGUGGAGCUGGACAAUCUUCUCUGCGGUCAGUGAAUCUGAUCAUGACCCGUGUAAUCGCGUAAAAUAUGUAUAAUCGUCUCGCUCAUCCUAAGCACGCUAUGUAGUUUCCAACUUCCAAGUUCUUGAUACCUUCAAUGCAAACUGGGUGUUUUUGUGACAGCACAAAUUAAA
Brachypodium distachyon (stiff brome) is the source of this 736-nucleotide messenger RNA. RefSeq lists its product as uncharacterized. Lineage: Eukaryota; Viridiplantae; Streptophyta; Magnoliopsida; Poales; Poaceae. The record is from RefSeq and is a predicted model, not a curated record. The transcript is spliced from 2 exons. The coding region runs from base 235 to 480 and encodes 81 amino acids.